Messenger RNA from Manis pentadactyla (Chinese pangolin), 1995 nucleotides. It is a transcript of the gene CTSD, whose product is annotated as cathepsin D. The record is from RefSeq and is a predicted model, not a curated record. The transcript has 9 exons. Gene Ontology annotation, biological process: proteolysis. Lineage: Eukaryota; Metazoa; Chordata; Mammalia; Pholidota; Manidae. Gene Ontology annotation, cellular component: lysosome. The coding region runs from base 84 to 1316 and encodes 410 amino acids. Gene Ontology annotation, molecular function: aspartic-type endopeptidase activity.
GCUGACCCGGCCCGACUGCGCCGUCAUCCCGGGUAUAAGCGCGCAACCUCGAGCGAGAGCUCAGAGAGUGGGCUGCCGCCGCCAUGCCGCCCUUCAGCCUGCUGCUGCUCGCCCUCUGCCUCCGGGCCGCGCCCGCUGCCGCGCUCGUCAGAAUCCAGCUGCACAGGUUCACGUCCAUCCGCCGGACCAUGACGGAGAUGGGGGGCCCUGUGGAAGACCUAAUCGCCAGGGGUCCCAUUUCAAAAUACACCCUGGGGGAGCCCCGUAUGACUACUGGACCAGUUCCCGAAAUGCUCAAGAACUACAUGGAUGCCCAGUACUAUGGGGAGAUCGGCAUUGGGACGCCACCGCAGUGCUUCACGGUCGUCUUUGACACUGGCUCCUCCAACCUGUGGGUGCCAUCCAUCCACUGCAAGCUGCUGGACCUGGCCUGCUGGGUCCACCGCAAGUACAACAGUGGCAAGUCCAGCACAUACAAGGAGAACGGCACGUCCUUUGACAUCCACUACGGCUCUGGCAGCCUGUCUGGGUACCUGAGCCAGGACACCGUGUUGGUACCCUGUAAAGCCGCUUCCCCGGCCCCGAGUGGCAUCAAGGUGGAGAGGCAGACCUUCGGGGAGGCCACCAAGCAGCCGGGCAUCACCUUCAUCGCAGCCAAGUUCGACGGCAUCCUGGGCAUGGCCUACCCCCGCAUAUCGGUGGACGGCGUGCUCCCCGUCUUUGAUAACCUGAUGCAGCAGAAGCUGGUGGACAAGAACAUCUUCUCCUUCUACCUGAGCAGGGACCCGAGUGCAGAGCUGGGGGGCGAGCUGAUGCUGGGCGGCACGGACUCACGGUACUACAAGGGCCCCCUGAACUACUUCAAUGUCACCCGGCAGGCCUACUGGCAGAUCCACAUGGACCAGAUCGACAUCGGGAGCAGCCUGACUCUGUGCAAGGGGGGCUGUGAGGCCAUCGUGGACACAGGCACCUCCCUCAUGGUGGGCCCGGUGGAGGAGGUCCGCGAGCUGCAGAAGGCCAUUGGGGCCAUACCGCUGAUCCAGGGCGAGUACAUGAUUCCCUGCGAGAAGGUGUCUGGCCUGCCCGAUAUCACCCUGAAGCUGGGGGGCACAGACUACAAGCUGUCUGCAGAGGACUACACACUCAAGGUGUCCCAGGCCGGGAAGACCGUCUGCCUGAGCGGCUUCAUGGGCAUGGACAUCCCACCCCCUGGCGGGCCGCUCUGGAUCCUGGGGGAUGUCUUCAUCGGCCGCUACUACACUGUGUUCGACCGGGACGAGAACCGUGUGGGCCUGGCCGAGGCCACCAGGCUCUAGCAGCCCCCUGCCCACUGGCAGAGCGGAGUCCGAUAGGAGGCUGGCCCCCACCCGUGCCAGCCCCACCAGCCGUACACACUCACCCACACUCACAAGGCUGUGGCCCACUGUUCUGCUCUCUGGUCCCCCUCUGGCUUCCUAGGGCUGCCUGCUUGCCUGCUCUUUUGUGGAGGGGGGCCCGGGGCAGCGGCCAGUAGACUGACCCAGAGCAUGGUUCCCUUUCACUAACUUGGCACACCCAGCCCCACUUGGCAGCCGGUCAGCUGUGCAUGUGGGCACUCCCCUUCCUCCCCUACACCGCGUUGUUCCCUCCCCAGCCUGCACCUUGGGAGCCUGGCUGCCUGGGCAGGGCCUUGGUUGAAGCCCACCCUGCACCAGGCUGCCCUCUUGGUUCCCACCCGGGCCAGGGGCUGGGUGCUGCCCAUCGUGGACCUGUCGGGUGCGGCCAGCCAAGGCCUGACAACGAGCAGGAAGGAGCUGGAAGCUGGGAGUGGACAAGAGCUGCUCUUGUGAGGCCUAUGGGAUCAGCCUGGGGCUUGACCACAUCCAGAAGGGCAUUCACUGGCACAAGGGUGGGGCAGGAAGGGAGGGGUUUUGGCACCAGCUGCUCUGUGGCUGCUCCUCUCUUGAGCAGCUGGGAGCCAAAGUUAAUGUGAAAAUACAGUUGUUUGGGCCUCUG